AUGGAAAAUCUGCGGCUACUUGUGAUCCGUCAUACUACAGCUUGCAGUUUCAUUUUGCCUGAGGACGGGUUGAGAUGUCUACCUGAUACACUGAGAGUUCUUGAUUGGGAUCAUUUCGGUACAGAAUGUUUGCCACCCCGAUUUUCUUGCGAGAACCUUGUUAUACUUCGUCUGUAUUCCAGCAAACUUGAGCGACUUUGGGAUGAUGAAGCUAAUGUGGAGUUGGGGAAUUUGAAAUCCCUUGGUCUUAGCAGAUCUGAGUGCCUCAGAAAGUUGCCUAAUCUCUCUACGGCUCUGAGACUCGAGGAAAUUUAUCUUGAGUACUGUGUCAGCUUAGUUGAGCUUCCCACAUCAAUUCUGGAUCUGCCCAAGUUGAAAACUCUGGAUGUAAGUUUCUGCAGGAGCCUAGACUUGAAUAACUUGGAAUACUAUGCCGAUGAUGGCGGAGAACAGAGUGGGCAACAUGAUCAAGUCAUAUUUCCCAGCCUGAAAAAAUUGAUCGUAAGUUGGACCCCAAUCCAGAACAUUCCUAAUUUCAUUACUCGCUCUCAUAUUUUGAAACUGGAUUGUGGAUCCUGCAAGCUGGAUAAAUUUCCAGUCAUCCCAAGCCUGGAGUCCUUAAAGGCGGGCUCUUGUGGCUUCGAAGAGGUGAUUGAGUUGGGCAAGUUGACCAAGUUGAAGCGGCUGGAUUUGAGCUACAACUAUCACCUCAUCCAUCUCUCGGCUGAAUUUUAUAAGUUGGAAGCUCUUGAAGAAAUUGAUCUGUCUUAUUGCGACAGCCUGGAGGAAUUUCCAGAGAUCUUGGAGGCUAUGGAAGCUGUUGAAGUGCUUAACUUAAGUGGAUGCAACAGUCUAUCAAAUCUUCCCAACAGCAUUGCUAAUCUAGUACAUUUGGGUAGUCUUGAUCUAAGUUACACAGACAUCAGAGAGCUGCCGCUAUCCAUUGUUGAUCUCACGCAGUUGACCAUAUUGCGCCUCAACAAUUGCCUAUGUCUUACAAGCCUUCCCGACACCAUGAACCAAUUAUAUUGCUUACGUACUCUCGAGCUAAUUAGAUGCUAUGAACUGAAUCAUUUACCGGAACUUCCUCCAAUGUUAUACAAACUGACGGCACAAGGCUGCUUGUCACUUCAGUCCUUUUCAUUCGAGAAUCAGGACCUCAUGAUUGUAGAAUGGAACUUUGGGGACUGCCUUGACUUGGAUGGAGAAGUAUGUAGUAAGCUUGUCGAUAAGUUCAUCCAGGCAUCAACUCGAAGCGCCAAUGGUGCGAAACUGAUACUCCCGCCAACAAUGGAUAGCAGUAGUGGUGAUGGGGAAGGAAAUCUGGUGACGACAGAGUUGCGGGGACAACCAUGGGAGUUGAAGUUGAAACUUCAGAGACGAUUUGGGGAUUUAGGUCAAAAAAGGGGAAGACGACUGCUCGACUGA
This is a messenger RNA of Linum tenue, 1428 nucleotides long. NCBI's taxonomy places the organism in Eukaryota, Viridiplantae, Streptophyta, Magnoliopsida, Malpighiales, Linaceae. The record is from the annotation of a GenBank genome assembly.